AUGGUCGGAAUCGCUCUGCUAGGCGCUGGCAUUUUUGCCCGGGAGCAACACCUCCCCGCAAUCGAAUCCGUUCCCUCCCUCUCCCUCAAAGCCAUCUACUCCCGCUCCGAAUCCUCCGCCAACACGCUCGCCUCGGCCGCCUCGUCUCCCGUAGACGUCUACUACGACGUGCCCACCGGCUCCGGCGAAGCCAAUGUCGGGCCCGAAGAGAAGACCCUCGACGCUUUGCUCGCCCGCACCGACAUCGACGCCGUCGUCAUCGCCCUGCCCAUCCUCGCGCAGCCGGCUGUCAUCGAGAAGGCGCUCAAGGCCGGCAAACAUGUGUUGAGCGAGAAGCCGGUGGCCAAGGAUGUGGAGGAGGCGAAGCGGUUGGUUGGAUUCUAUGAGGCGCUGGACAAGAAGCCGUUGUGGGCGGUGGCCGAGAAUUUCAGGUAUACGCCUAGUCUUCUGAAGGCGGCGGAGAAGGUGAAGGAGAUUGGGGGCAAGUUGACUACGUUCCGAUUGAACAUGAAUGGGUGGGUGGAGGAGGGAAACAAGUAUUUCAAGACUGAGUGGCGCAAAGUCCCCUCCUACCAAGGCGGUUUCCUCCUCGAUGGCGGUGUCCACUUCAUCGCCGGCCUGCGCCUUCUGCUCUCCGAACUCAACCAAGAAAUCACCCACGUCGCCGGCUUCAGCGCCCUCCUGGAGGAACGCCUGCUCCCCGUCGACACGGUGCACGCCGUUGCUUUGACCAACGACGGAAAGUCGGGAACCAUCAGCAUCUCGUUCGGCACCCAGUUCAAGACCGGACUCGAGGUCGAGGUAGUCACGACCCAAGGCUCCGUUUACUGGAACCCCACCCAGAUCAAGACCAAGACAAAGGAGGGGGAGAAGACGGAGGAGUUUGAGAAGAGCACCGGUGUUAAGGAGGAGAUGGCGGCGUUCGCUAAGGCGAUUGAGAACGGACAGACGGAGAAGGAGCAGACGCCCGAGGAGGCGUUGAAGGAUUUGGAGGUGGUGCAGAGGUUGUUGGAGUCGGGUGAGGGGAAGGGCAUUGUCAAGGCGGUUGAGGCGUGA
Neurospora hispaniola is the source of this 1056-nucleotide messenger RNA. RefSeq lists its product as uncharacterized. Bases 1 to 1056 code for a protein of 351 amino acids. NCBI's taxonomy places the organism in Eukaryota, Fungi, Ascomycota, Sordariomycetes, Sordariales, Sordariaceae. The record is from RefSeq and is a predicted model, not a curated record. The transcript is spliced from 3 exons. Gene Ontology annotation, molecular function: nucleotide binding; oxidoreductase activity. Gene Ontology annotation, biological process: NADPH regeneration. Gene Ontology annotation, cellular component: cytoplasm.